AAAGAUGCAGUGAUUCAAGCCAUCUUAGAGCCUUGACAAUGUCAACCUGGAAGAAGAAUUCCUUUCACGUUAAACAAUCUUAAAGCCUUUUUGUGAAACCAUCAACCAGACAGCCACAAUUUACAUCUUCAGCUGGUUUUCCAAGACCAACGGCCGCAGAUUAUAUCUAAUGGAUUCUGAGAAAAGCCCAGCAACAGAAUUUAUCAGCGCUGAUGCUCAUGAAGCUAAGGAUCUUAUUGCCUCCGGCUAUAGAUAUCUAGAUGUUAGGAUGGUGGAAGAUUUCAACAAAGGCCAUGUGGAUGUUGAGAGCGUCUUUAACAUCCCUUACUUCAUCAUGACCCCAGAGGGUAGGGUGAAAAAUCCUCAAUUUUUGGAGCAGGUUUUGUCGGUUUGCAGCAAGCAAGAUGGUCUCAUUGUGGGCUGUGGAACCGGGGGCAGGUCUCGUCUAGCAACAGUUGAUCUUCUUAAUGCCGAUUUCAAACACGUAAGGAACAUGGGAGGAGGAUAUCGAUCCUGGCACGAGGCUGGAUUGGGCGUGAAGAAAGAGGCUUGAUGGGUUAAUUUGGUUACUAUAAGUGUCUUCAAUUUGUGUCUUUGUUUAUAACAAGAGUUGUUUGAGAGUGACCUUUAAUUACUACCUCUUGCCAUUGGAUAAGUGGAAUGAUGCUUCAAUAAUUGGCUUGACAUAAUGUGCAUUUAUGUCAUGGGUGUGUUCCACUUCUUUAAUUGAACAGCACCAUACUUUUAUA
Molecule: messenger RNA, 749 nt
Organism: Vitis riparia (riverbank grape)
Lineage: Eukaryota; Viridiplantae; Streptophyta; Magnoliopsida; Vitales; Vitaceae
Product: thiosulfate sulfurtransferase 18-like
Exons: 6
Coding region: 170-553 (127 amino acids)
Molecular function (GO): catalytic activity
Source: RefSeq, a predicted model, not a curated record